Molecule: messenger RNA, 5538 nt
Organism: Chiroxiphia lanceolata (lance-tailed manakin)
Lineage: Eukaryota; Metazoa; Chordata; Aves; Passeriformes; Pipridae
Gene: RGS6
Product: regulator of G protein signaling 6
Exons: 17
Coding region: 290-1708 (472 amino acids)
Biological process (GO): regulation of G protein-coupled receptor signaling pathway; G protein-coupled receptor signaling pathway; intracellular signal transduction
Molecular function (GO): GTPase activator activity
Source: RefSeq, a predicted model, not a curated record
GGGCGGCGGCAGCGCGGGGCCGGGUGGGGCGGGCGCCGUGUGCCCGCGGUGCUCUGGUGAUCCGGUGGCAGCGGCGUCGCCCCGGCCGCCGUCCCCGCCGCAGCCUGAGAGGCGCUGAGGAGAACGGGAGGUUUUUGGAAGAGGCGCGGAAAGGAGCCCGGGCUGACCGCCGGCCCCGCCCGCAGGCUCACGCCAUGCUGAAGGCGCUUCCCCGUCCCUGAGGAGAGGCGAAGGGGCGGCCGGGGACGGCGGCGGCGCGGUUGCUAAGUUUGAGCGACAGGAGGCAAACAUGGCCCAAGUGCCCGCUGAUACGAGUAGUGCGGAAACUGCUGACCCAGAGGAGAGUUCUCCAAAUAUGAUAGUCUACAGAAAGAUUGAAGACAUCAUUACAAGAAUGCAGGAUGACAAAACAGGUGGAGUUCCCAUCCGCACUGUCAAGAGCUUUCUGUCCAAAAUCCCCAGUGUCGUCACUGGUUCUGAUAUUGUGCAGUGGCUUAUGAGGAACCUCAGCAUUGAGGAUACAGGGGAAGCAAUACACUUGGGAAGUCUCAUUGCUGCACAAGGUUAUGUCUUUCCGAUCUCAGACCAUGUCCUUACCCUGAAAGAUGAUGGGACGUUCUAUCGUUUUCAGGCACCAUACUUUUGGCCCUCAAAUUGCUGGGAACCAGAAAACACAGAUUAUGCCAUCUAUCUUUGCAAACGGACCAUGCAGAACAAAGCUAGGCUGGAGCUGGCGGAUUAUGAAGCCGAAAACUUAGCAAGACUUCAGAGAGCAUUUGCAAGAAAGUGGGAAUUCAUCUUCAUGCAAGCAGAGGCCCAAGUGAAAAUCGACAGGAAAAAGGAUAAAACAGAAAGAAAGAUUUUGGACAGCCAGGAAAGAGCAUUCUGGGAUGUGCACAGGCCUGUGCCAGGUUGUGUGAACACCACAGAAAUGGACAUUAGAAAGUGUCGCCGUAUGAAAAAUCCACAAAAAGUGAAAAAGUCGGUAUAUGGGGUUACAGAGGAGUCUCAGCCCCAAAGCCCUGUACACUUGCCAUCCCAGCCGGUACGCAAAACUACAAAGGAGGACUUCCGGAAGCAAAUAACUUUUCUGAACAUGCAGAUAGAGAGACACUGUUUAAAGAUGUCCAAAGUAGCAGAAAGUUUAAUAGCCUACACAGAGCAGUAUGUGGAAUAUGACCCUUUUAUAACUCCUGCUGAGCCUUCCAAUCCCUGGAUAAGUGAUGAUGUAGCAUUGUGGGACAUUGAAAUGAGCAAAGAACCUAGUCAGCAGCGUGUGAAAAGAUGGGGUUUCUCCAUGGAUGAGGUGCUGAAGGAUCCAGUAGGACGAGACCAGUUCCUUCGUUUCCUGGAAUCAGAAUUCAGCUCAGAAAACCUGAGGUUUUGGUUGGCUGUCCAAGAUCUCAAGAAACAACCUCUACAGGAUGUAACCACCAGAGUAGAAGAAAUCUGGCAAGAGUUUCUAGCUCCUGGGGCCCAAAGUGCUAUCAACCUGGAUUCCCACAGCUAUGAGAAAACAAGCCAAAAUGUCAAAGACCCAGGAAGAUAUACAUAUGAAGAUGCACAGGAGCACAUUUACAAGCUGAUGAAGAGUGACAGCUAUGCGCGCUUCCUCCGUUCCAGUGCUUACCAGGACUUACUGCUGGCGAAGAAGAAGGGAAAGUCUCUGGCGAGCAAGCGCCUCACGGGCCUGAUGCAGUCCUCCUGACAUCUUCUUCAGCCAACCGCCCCAUGGGAGAGACAUCUGGGACCGCUGCUGGGGACCGGGCAUUUCAGGGAGAGCAGUCCCCUGCAGGGGAGAGAGCCUGAGCGACUGGAAGUGGAGAGCCACACGCCAGGGGAGCACCUCUCUUCAUAGUUUACACCUACACUUUCCUGCCUGCACAGCUCCGUAAGGACGCCGAGCUCUGUCCAGGUACUUUGUUUCCAACUGAGGUUUGGAGGAGCACACUUCACUAUACACAGGAGGUCGACAAGGCAAGGGCUUGUUGUCUCAUUAUUUAAGGAAACAGACCCAACCACAACUAGGAGAAAGAAGAGUUGAGAGAUACCAGUAUUUUUAUGCAUCUCCUCUCUCCCUGGCACAAACAUGACUGUAAUAGAUGGCUCCACAAUCUCACUUGCUCCCUUUCUUGUGGCCGUCUGGAUCCAAUAAAAUAUCUGCUGGAAGCUGCUUCUCCUGCUCACAAAAUCUCAAAUGCAUUUCUCCUGCAGGUCCAUUGACUUUAACUUUGUUUUUCUUUCCUAUGUUUCUCCUCCUUUAAAGCAAUGAAAAAAAAAAGGCAUUAUUUAAGUUCAUCACUCAUUUCUAUCCAAUAGCAUGUAGCAUGUCCAGAGAUGAUGGCCAGAUCCUCAGCUGAAGUCAGGAGAGCAGGAGUGGUUUUCGUCACCUAAGGAUCUGGUCCAUUAAGUCAGACUUUGAUACUGGUACAAAUCCUCUGAUGUCAGCGGAAUCACUCUGCAUGUGUGCAUAGUGCAAAUGUGAUCAGACUCUGCCUGAUGCUCAAAAAGUCAUGUUUUAGAUGUGCAAUGCACACACAAGUACACACAAACAUACACACACGUGCGGUAUUUUAAAGUGAGUUGUUUUAUAUUUUACUUAAUUUUCUAUUUAUUUAAGGUUAUGCAUAUUUAAUCAAUGAUAGAUGUUCAAGCUUUACUCCAAGCAGAUCAAACUGGACUCCAGCUCCAAUCACAGAGGGCCAAAAUCUGCUCACAAGUAUACAUGGAAAGGCAUCUCUGAUGUGGGCAGAUGUCAAAAUUCAGUCUACAAUGAGGAGGGAAUUGAUGAAGAUUGGACCAGCAGAGGGAGGGUGUUAAUGGGCAGGGCACUGGGUGCCAGGUGACCCUUCCUAAACAGCAGCACACCCAGCUGUGAUAUCAUGCUCAGAUAACUGACCCUGCUGAGAAGCAUCAUUCUGAGUAUGAAAAGAGCUUCCACUAAAACUCAUCUGACCUACAACCCAUCAGUGCAACAGCAAGAGAUGACCCAGUAGCUUUUUUCAAAUUGUUGGGAGUAUAGAGGUUAGGAUGAGGACAGAACUGAAGUGACUUUAAUAAAAAACCCACUUAUACUAGCUACAGAUAGGAAAAUGGCCUGCAUUCACAUACCGUUUAUUGUCUAUAUAUGAAAAUUUCAAGACUUAGUGCCACAAAAUCUCCUGUAUUUUGCAAGCAGUUCAGAUGUAAAGCAUAUGUAUAACAAGAUGUUUCUUGGUCUUCUUCUCUCAUGCCAAGGCAAAUUGGCUUUUUGUACAGGUGGUAGAAAUUGCUACAUGGCUACAAGUCUGCAUUCCUACCUAGGCAAACCCAUCUAGCUAAGUAGACAGCUGGCUAUUGACAACAUUCUUCUGAGGCAAGUAUUAUUCUAAUAUCUAAGGCCUAUGUAUGCACAAAAACAUGCCAGCAUAGCUUCUCUCAGAAGAAGGACCUUCCCUCUUUACCUAUGAAAGUUCUCAUUCUGAUACCUCUUUUUUUUUCCCCAGAAAACUUCUAUUAUCAAUUAUACCUAAGAUCCAUACACCUGCAUGAAGGUACAGUAGAAUAUUGAGUAUGAUGUUUGUUCUUUACACAUGCCUAUACCUUAAAAGCCUGCUGUCUGAGGCCUUCAGUCCAAAUUCAUCUUACACAUCCUACAUACGUGACGUGUGAGUUCCAGGGGAUCUCUGCUAUGCUGAUAGAGUUCUUGACACUGGAGAGGUCGUCUCCUGGGGGAAGGAUGGGGUAGCUCUGUGGAGGUACUCCUCAGUUUCCUGCAGCUUGGGGACACAUGUGGACAGGACUGGAGGAUGCUGGCAGGUGAUGGGACAGGUGGAAAUUGAGUUAUGGUCCAUGCACAGGGAGCAGGAGUGCCAGAAUUUAACUUGGAGAUGUACUGCUGCCCUGUGAGCAAAGCACCCUGCUCUGUCUCUUGGCUUCAUUCCUGCAGGAUGGUCAUGUUGGCUGCCACAGUAUUUUGCCUAUGGGGAAUAUUCUGUAUUUGAACAGUUGAGUGCAAGGAGGGAAUUCUUAGAGACGCGGAGAGCAUGCAUAUGGGUGUGCAUCAGGGGGCCUGGAUGCUGAACAGCUUGCCAUCUAAAUGCACACUCGUGCAAGCUAAUCUGCUCAGUAAUGGCUAGCUGAGCGGACAGAGCUGCAUAUUCCCUAGAGGGAAGAAAGCUCUGCUCCUCAUUUCCUGACUAAAUUUCUCCAAAAUAAACAUGCAAGUAGACAAGACCUUCUCCUGGGAACACAUAUGAACUGUUCUUUUACGUCACAUAUGGUGAUACUAACAUGUAACUACUUCCACAUGAACCGCAUCCUUGAAUUACUGCUUUUUAAUGACAUUGCUUAUUCCAAGUGAUCCUAGUCUUGUACAUCCAACAGUAUCCCACUGAGCAUUGCAAGCAGUAAUCUGCUGCUUAGUAAGUGUCCCAUGUCUUCCAGCUACCUCAUCGGGUUGAAGAUGAGUUAGGAAAUCAGCUUUCCACCUCUGUUUAUGUUCUAAAUGGCACUGUUUCAAGGAAAGACAGUCUGGAAAGCUUUUACAAUGUCCAUGCAGUGCAAGAGAGUUACAAAGCUUCCCAUACUUACAGGACUAUGGCUGUGAAAUAUGGCUGUACACUGUUAUUUGGAUAAUAGAGUAUCCAGAGUAUUUGUGGCUAUUGUGGCAAAACCCAGGACAAGCGCUAGGGAGGUUUGACAAGCCUGUGCAGACAGUGUUAGGCUAAAGCAAAUGGAUUAAUGUACUCUCAGUAUAACUCAGCACUAAGAUCCCAUAGAGUACUAUAAUAAAAUGGUAGCAGGGCAGCCAUAAAAAGUGACAGUAAGCUGACAUAAUAAUACCAGAAUAAAUGUAGCAAUAAGGUAACACAGGCCGCUGCAGUAAAGUAGCAUUUUGAUAAUGCAGCAAUAAGACACAACAGGAUGCUGCAGUAAAUUAGUUUGGGGAAUAAGGCAGUAAUAACUGUGUGUGGACAAACAGUGGUACAUUCUACCAGGUACUGCAGCAAUAAAGAUAACACAUGAUGUCCUAGUAAUAAGUUACUACAGUAACAACAACAUGAUGGACUGUAAAGUUAUAUCAGGAUGCUUCCAUGCUGCAGUCAAAUCCUGCAAGAGGUGGUAGAGAGACAAUGAAGACAAAAUAUACCCCAUUUUGGACUGCAAAACUUGAAUCAGUUUUCUGCACAAUUAUCUCAGCAAUACCAAUCCUCUCAUUUCCCACUUUCAAGGAAGCUGAGGCAAGAGUGUUCCCCCAUCCAGACUAUUAUUUUGAUCUGAAAAUACAAAAUUGACUCAUUGUCUCUUCAGCCAAAUUGUCACAGACUAUGGUGAAGUUCUUUGUUUAGUCCUACUCAUGUGAAACCCUGGUGGUUUUGGUAAGUCCUUUGCCUUGGAAAGGAUUUGGCUCUCUCAUCUUCUGGCAUGGGUGAUGCUUUUAGCCUAAAAUUAUUUCUGUUUUGGGUGGGGGAAGGGGAACCCAGGGACAGAACAUCUGACUGUACUAGUCUGUUUCCUGAAAUGCACAAAUAAAUUGAGCAUCCUGGAAAAGUCUAA